AGGAGGUGCAGCCAUGUUCUGGAUACCCUGACCCCUCGGAAGCCCAUGGGGAGCCCCGGAUUGGCAGCCCUGCUCCUGCCUCUCGUCCAGCUGCUCCUUGGCCUGUCUGCCUCUGCUGGUAUUGGCUGCCCCUACCUUCCCAGCUGGAGCACCCUCUGUCUGCUGGCCUCCCACAUGGAUGACGGUUUCACAGGUCUUCAGUGGGGCUGGCUCCACCUCCUGGUGCAGAAAUCCAAGAAGUCUUACAAGUUCCGGUUCUGUAGGAGGCACACGAUGCCAGCAUCUGCUCAGAGGAAGCUGCUAAGUAGCCGUUGCCUGUCUGAGAAGGGCCAUCACAUCUCCGUCCCCUCCCCAGACACCUCCCACAAGGGGCUGCGUUCCAAAAGAACCCAACCUGCAGAUCCAGAGAAAGGGGAAGUUCUCUCCAAACGUGGCUCACAAAGCCUUGGAGGGCCUGAGUUCUCCUUUGACUUGCUGCCUGAGGCACGGGUUAUUCAAGUGACCAUUCCUCCAGGCCCUGAGGUCAGUGUGCGUCUUUGCCACCAGUGGGCACUGGAGUGUGAGGAGCUGAGCCGUCCCUUUGAUGCCCAGAAAAUUGUGUCUGGGGGCUGCACUGUAGACCUGCCUUAUGAAUUCCUUCUGCCCUGUCUGUGCAUCGAGGUGUCCUACCUGCAAGAAGACACUGUGAGGCACAAAAAAUGUCCCUUCCAGAGCUGGCCUGAAGCCUAUGGCUCGGACUUCUGGGAGUCGGUGAACUUUACUGACCACAGCCAGCACAGUCAGAUGGUCAUGGCCCUGACACUCCGCUGCCCACUGAAGCUGGACGCCUCCCUCUGCCAGAGGCGGGGCUGGCACAGCCUCUGCGAAGACGUCCCCAAUGCCACGGCUCGAGAGUCAGAGGGGUGGUAUGUCUUGGAGAAGGUGGACUUGCACCCCCAGCUCUGCUUCAAGUUCUCUUUUGGAAACAGCAGCCACGUUGAAUGCCCCCACCAGACAUUCGGCCCAUCCUGGAACGUGAGCAUGGAUACCCAGGCCCAGCAGCUGGUCCUUCACUUCUCCUCAAGGAUGCCCGCCACCUUCAGUGCUGCCUGGAGCCACUCAGGCUUGGGGCAGGACAGCAUGGUGCCCCCUGUGUACAACGUCAGCCAGACUCAGGGCUCAAGCUCAGUGACACUAGACCUCAUCGUUCCCUUCCUGAGGCCAGGAGGCUGUGUCCUGGUGUGGAGGUCAGAUGUCCAGUUUGCCUGGAAGCACCUCCUGUGUCCGGAUGUCUCUCAUAGGCUCCUGGGGCUCUUGAUCCUGGCACUGCUGGCCUUCACCACCCUACUGGGUGUUGUUCUGGUGCUCACCUGCCAGCGCCCACUGUCAGGCCCAGGUCGAGCGCGGCCGGUGCUGCUCCUGCACGUGGCGGACUCCGAGGCGCAGCGACGCCUGGUGGGAGCGCUGGCUGAACUGCUGCGGGCCGCGCUGGGCGGCGGACGCGACGUGAUCGUGGACCUGUGGGAGGGCACGCGGGUGGCGCGCGUGGGCCCGCUGCCGUGGCUCUGGGCGGCACGGGCGCGCGUGGUGCGGGAGCGGGGCACCGUGCUGCUGCUGUGGAGCUGCGCCAGCCCGAGCCCCGCCGGCGGCCCGGAUGCCCGCGCCGCACCCCUGCGCACCCUGCUCCGCGCCGCCCCGCGCCCGCUGCCGCUGCUCGCUUACUUCAGUCGCCUCUGCGCCAAAGGCGACAUUCCUCCGCCCCUGCGCGCCCUGCCCCGCUACCGCCUGCUUCAAGACCUGCCGCGCCUGCUGCGGGCGCUGGACGCGCGGACUUCUACUCAAGCCACCAGCUGGGGCCGCCUCGCGGCCCGGCCGUGCCUGCGGGGUCGUGUGGAGCUGUGCCGCCAGCUGGAACGCGAGGCCGCCAAACUUGCCGAUCAAGGCUGA
This is a messenger RNA of Lipotes vexillifer (Yangtze River dolphin), 1926 nucleotides long. RefSeq names its product interleukin 17 receptor E (gene IL17RE). NCBI's taxonomy places the organism in Eukaryota, Metazoa, Chordata, Mammalia, Artiodactyla, Lipotidae. The record is from RefSeq and is a predicted model, not a curated record. Bases 46 to 1926 code for a protein of 626 amino acids. The transcript is spliced from 15 exons. Gene Ontology annotation, molecular function: interleukin-17 receptor activity.